This is a messenger RNA of Trichomonas vaginalis G3, 615 nucleotides long. Its product is annotated as protein kinase regulator protein. Gene Ontology annotation, molecular function: protein kinase regulator activity. The coding region runs from base 1 to 615 and encodes 204 amino acids. Lineage: Eukaryota; Parabasalia; Trichomonadida; Trichomonadidae. The record is from RefSeq and is a predicted model, not a curated record. The transcript has a single exon. Gene Ontology annotation, cellular component: cytoplasm; protein kinase CK2 complex.
AUGAGUGUUUCCUUUGCUCAAUGGCUUAUUUCUCAUCCAGCAUAUAGUUACAUGAUAGAAGUUGAUCCAUAUUACCUGGAUGAUUCAUUUAACUUUUACGGCUUAAAAGAUAAAAUAGGAAAUUAUGCAGAAUCUAUGAAAAUGAUUAAAAAAACAAAAUUCUACGAACCGAACUAUAGUCACUACGAAUUAAAAUGUGCUAUCAAAUUAUACGGAGCAAUUCAUCGAAGAUAUUUAUGUACAUAUGAUGGUUGCGAGAAAAUGAAAGAAAAGCGCGAGACCAAAAUAUUUCCAAAAUGUCCUAGGUAUCUUUGCAAAGGAUGCUACUGCUUACCAUACGGAGAAUCAGAAGUUUUAGGUGAAUCAACAAUGAAACUUUAUUGUCCCAACUGCAACGAUGUCUACGAAGCACCUUCAUCAAUAUUUAACAUUGUCGACGGUGCAUAUUUUGGUCCUACUUACGUCCAUCUACUUAGACAAAGAUUUAGAGUUGUUACUCCAACAGCAUUGCCCAAAACACUAGAUCUAAGCCAUUUCAAAUUGAUAUUCGCUAAAAAACAGGAAGAAAAUAGUAAAAAAGCAAUUACCGAUAAUUCUAACCAAGAACAGAAAUAA